AUGGACCACGAGAAGGUUCUCCCGCCUGAUGAGAAGACCAGCGUCCCGCACCCGACCGUCGAAAGCCAGAGCGAAGAUGUCGCUGAUUGGCGUGACCAGGAGGACUUCAUGACCCGUAACGGUCUGAACAUGAAGUCUUUCCAGCGUCGUCCCCAAGACGGCCCCAUGGUCGUCCUCGACAAGUCCAUGAAGACGCGCCAUCUUCACAUGAUCGCCAUCGGUGGUUCCAUCGGUGCUGGUUUCUUCGUCGGUUCCGGUGGUGCCUUGGCCAAAGGUGGUCCUGCCUCCGUCCUGAUUGAUUUCUCAAUUAUGGGUAUAAUGAUCUUCAACGUCGGUAUGUAG
Molecule: messenger RNA, 342 nt
Organism: Alternaria atra
Lineage: Eukaryota; Fungi; Ascomycota; Dothideomycetes; Pleosporales; Pleosporaceae
Exons: 2
Coding region: 1-342 (113 amino acids)
Biological process (GO): amino acid transmembrane transport
Cellular component (GO): membrane
Molecular function (GO): amino acid transmembrane transporter activity
Source: RefSeq, a predicted model, not a curated record